AUGCUAUCACCACUUCAAGCUCCAAGUGGUUGGAUGCACAACCGCCUUCACCCACAGCAGGCACCUCCACCGCACUUUCAACAGGCUGCAGUUCAGGUCAUCGUUAACUCCAACAUGUAUUCCCACGCCGGCGGCAUUGGCGGAUUAGGAAAUGUCCUGUCGUUCAGGAAAGACUACCAAAAUGACGAGCCUUCUGCUCCUCCCACGAACGUCGCUGGACAAAUCAUCAGCUCAACCAGCAUCUCAGUCACGUGGGAUGAAGUUCCAGCGGCUGAACAGAAUGGUAUCAUCACAAAUUACAAUAUUAGCUAUCACUCACUGACAGAGAAACACAGUAGCAGUGCAACAGUGGAUUAUGUCGCCCGCCAAAUGACUCUGACUGGUCUAAGAGAGUUUGUUAACUACAGCAUCACGGUGUUUGCAUCUACAGUAGUGGGAAACGGACCAGCCAGUGAUCCUAUUAUUGUCAGUACUAGCGAGGACAAGCCUUCUGCUCCUCCUGCCAAUAUACGAGGACAUAACACCAGCUCAACCAGCAUCUUAGUAGAGUGGAGAGAGGUUCCACCAGCAGAUCAGAAUGGCGUCAUUUUAACUUACACCAUUAGUUAUCAGUCACUGACACAGAAUGACAUCCGUAGUAAAACAGUGGCUUCUACAACAAAAAUAUUGAAUCUAACAGGCUUGAAGAAGUUUGUUUACUACAACAUCACAUUGUUUGCAUCUACGGUGAAAGGAAAUGGAAAAGCCAGCGAUCCUAUUUUAGUUAUUACUGACCAGGAUAAACCUUCUGCUGCUCCUUUAAAUGUGAGAGGACAUAACACCAGCUCAACCAGCAUCCUAGUAGAGUGGGACGAUGUUCCAGCUUUUGAUCAGAAUGGUAUCAUCACGAGUUACAAAAUUACUUACCAGUCACAAUCAGAGAAUCACAAUGGGAGUGAUAUAGCUGGCCCCAAUGACCGUCAAAAGGAAUUAACAGAUCUUAGAGAGUACGUCAACUACGAUAUCACAGUACGUGCCUCGACUUCGAAAGGAGAUGGACCAAAUAGUAGUCCUGCUAUUGUUUUUAGAACAGACCAGGAUAGUAAGUAG
Pocillopora damicornis (cauliflower coral) is the source of this 1089-nucleotide messenger RNA. RefSeq lists its product as uncharacterized. Gene Ontology annotation, molecular function: DNA binding; axon guidance receptor activity; cell-cell adhesion mediator activity. Gene Ontology annotation, biological process: synapse organization; axon guidance; homophilic cell-cell adhesion. Gene Ontology annotation, cellular component: plasma membrane; neuronal cell body; axon. The record is from RefSeq and is a predicted model, not a curated record. Lineage: Eukaryota; Metazoa; Cnidaria; Anthozoa; Scleractinia; Pocilloporidae.